AACGGUUUCGUAGAAGGAACUCGUUUCACCGGUAGCCGCGAAACAAAGACGCUACCUACCUACCUGGCGGGCAACAAACGUGUCCCGUUUAGGCAUGACCAGGCGUUUUAUCGAAGGAUCGUCCAUGUCAAGGAUGAUUAUUUAUAAAAAUGAGUUCGAAGAAAAACGAUGUCGUGGAAGUUUUUUUCUUUCAUGUCUAAGUGACAGUUGUCCGGCCUCGUGUUUCGCUUCGUUGUUCUGUUCGUCGCCGAGCUCUAGACUCUAACCUAAAAAUUGAAAUUGAAAGGAAUCCAGACAAACAUACGCUGAAUAAUAAUUAAUAACGUUCGAGAUAUUUAAAAGACAGUAGAGGGGAGAUGAUUAAUUAAAGCAAAGUCCAAUGAGUAAAAUUAAAACGUGACGAAAUCGAACGCGCGUCGAAAUGAAAACCGACCAGCCGGACGUUAAGGUCGAGGAUCGCGGCGAAGCUUCGAAACAAGCACCGAAACACGGUGAACAACAGGACUGUCCGAGUGAAAACGAGUUGUUGGAGUACGAGGAGGACGUUUAUUAUUCGCACGUGACCGCGACGCCAAGUUUCGACGACAUCGACGAGCUAAGCGACGACGCCGAGGAGAAGAUCGUCAUUCACUGUUGGCGGGACUCGAACGGCGACAUAGACGAGAUCGUGGUGGACGACGCGAAUCUGUCGGUGGAGACGCAGUUCCCGGAUGCCGAGGAGGGUGCCGCCGGCGGCUCGAUGAAGAAGAAAUCGGUUCGCGUGAUAUUCCACGACUUCUCGAAACCGUACCUGGCCAAGAUCAGCAGCAGCCAGAAUUACAAGAAGUUCCUCGAAUUGGUAAAAGGAGAAGACGCUUCUCUUCACUCGGCCGGUUACGUCUCGCCGACGUCGGAUAACGUGGUGAAUGAGUUGCAAGGACUUUCUUUGGAGGAGCAAGAUCGUCAGAAGGCAGAAUGGAGCGCGGAACUGGCCAAGGUGGAGGAAGAGAUUCAAACGCUGAGGCACGUGCUGGCGAACAAGAUCAGAGUGUCUCAAGAGCUGAAGAGGAAGCUGGGCAUCAGCGUUUGGAAGGAGAUCACCGACGACAUGAAUCAGGGCUUGAAAAACGUUAAGGAGAGCCAAGUUUAUCAGAACGUCAACGAGAAACUCGGUCAGUUCACCAAGACGAUCACCAAGAACACUCUAUUCCAGAAGACAGAGUCCGUGUUCAAGACCACGGCUGAGAAGACGACCAGCAUUCUCGGUGGCUUCGGCAGCGGACUGUCCAUGAAACUCGGCCAGAUGCGCAACUCCGAUAGCUUUCGUUCCUUGGAGGAACGUGUCGGAUCUGCCUACGAGAACAUGAAGACGAAAGUCGUGCCUUCGAGGUCCAGCUCGAUGCAGAGCUUCAACGAGAUGCUUCGAGAGACCGAGUCGUUACGCUCGGCGCCGACAGCCACCAGCCCGACCAUCCCCGAGGACAAGCUUCUGUCUUAGAGUUGGCCACCUCGUGUCGUCUACGUCGAUUUCUGCCUCUUCUCUGCGUAACAUGCUGACGCGCGUCGGUCAACACACGAUGGCCGGGUGUUGUUUCGCCCUAUGCUACUGUCACUAUCACACUUUCCACUGCGUACUGCUAAUUAAUCGGGGCUAAUGCGAUGUCUACGUAAUCGAACGUCUAUUUAAGAAAAGAAAGGGAAAAAAACAACACACACACACAAAAGAAAGCGAAAGAAACACUGUUGAAACUAAUCCUGAGAAUUUUACAUUCUCUAGAGAACGUACUCUUGAUAAUUUAUAUUAAUCUCGCCGAUGAAUCACUUUGCCACGCGCAUUCUGAAUUAUUUACAAUCGAUCGGUUACAUUGUAUCUGUGUACGUUUAAUUUUGCAAUUAUUAAUCAAGGCAGGAGACAAGUAUAUUUUCAACAGUUACAAAUUAUAUUCGCGAAGCGCGCUUAUCUGAAUAAUAAUAAUUCAACUCGUCUACUGUGUCGAUUCAAUUACGAUCUCCUGUUACAAUUUCGAUACGCACGUUCUCUGGGGAAGUGCGAGAUUCUCGAUGAAAGAGCAAAGAGAAGAGACGCUUCUUCGUGAAUGGCUUGAAUAAAUCGCACGACACGUCUGCCGAGAAAGAAGAAACUUCCCACGACUCUCUCCUUUAUUAAACGAUUCUCCUCGUUCACUUUUUUUCUGUUUUUUUUUAAUAAUCGAUUUUUUUACGUGCAACGUGAGAGGGAAGAAAAUCUUCAAAAAUAAAAACAAUAAAAAAAAAAUAAACUCUCUCGCGAAACUUACUUUGUAUCAGAGACAUGUUACUCAAGAAGAUGGCGAUUUGAUUUUUUUCAUACUUUGCCGAAAAAUUCGUUUGCACCCCCCGUAGCGAUUUUUAUAACGCAUAAUAAUAAUGAUAUAUGUAUAUAUCGUUGGACACGCACCUUAACGUUUUUAGAGCGUUUCAACCAUGUCUCUCUUUCUUUAUUUUUCCUUUUUUUUUUUUUUUUUGCGAAACGUAGGGCACAACACACGCUUUUCAAGUUAGGUGAUUUUUUUACUUACUCUGAUGGCGUUCCCGUCCUUGUCUAAGGAUGCCCGAUGACCUUGCGAGAAAACGAUACCUCGAUGUAUUCCUACGACGUACGAAUUUCUGACUAUCAAUGUUCUUCGAUAAGACUCGUGCUUCGACAAUACUAUCUAUUUUCGUGUGAUAUGAAAAGGAAAAGGAAAGAAAAUGAAUAAAAGGAUCGAUGUUUGUCGUGGAACCUCUCUCUCAGAAUAAAUCGAACAUUCGCGCGAUAAUGUAACACUCGUAAAGACGUCAGGAUCAAUUGACGCGGGGCACAGGUGAUCGCCAUUGUUAAUUAGUAAUUUAUUUGUCAAUUGAAUUAAUUGCGAGUCGAGAAAUUGAUUUGCCUCGUCUACGGAAUAUUACAGCGAGUGCUCUGCUUUUGAUUCUGUUGAUUUUUUUUUUUUAAAGUUUGAUCGCAUCUCUCAAGUAUUUCCGAGAAUUAUCCUUGUAGCUCGUUUAAGAAUUUUUAUACGUGAAAUUUGAAACGUUUUGAAAUUUUGUUAACGCUAUUAUUUCGAGACGAUUGAAAAUUUGAAACUAACCCGCGUCACGGAAACUUGUAAAGAGUACCACUUAAUAUUAAUUAUUAAGUGUCAUUAAUUGUAACAGAAUUGAAAAUUAUUUAUGUAUUUGUCCAAUUAUAUUUUAUACUCUUUCUCCAUCUAUAUAAUUACUUUAUAAUAUAAAAUGAUUUUUUUGUAGAAUAAUUAUUUUAUAAAAUGUACUUAAUAAAAGAUGUCCUAAACAUAUAUAAGCAAGUUCCGCGAAUAAAAUGAUUUAACCGCGAAUAAUUUUAUUGAACAAUUUUAAAUUUUCUUUCAAACUUUGUCCACGAGACGAUGAUAAUUAACUCUCGUCGCAAUGUCAAUGAAAUUUCGAAAAGUCUGUUCAACAUAUCACUGAAUGUCUUCACAAUGUUUUCAAACUCCGUUCAUCAUUUCCACCUUCGACGAACGAAAAUUGCUGGCGAUCACGAUGGCUUUAUUUCGAGAUGGAAAUCGCGACGCAGACUGUUACAUUACACAGCGUGAGUGUGAUUCUCUAUCGGUGUAAUACUUUGAAACAGUGCUAAGCCUGUGCUGUCUGUACGUUGAAAGAAGAGAUUGUUCUCGCCUUGAAGAGUUUAUGAGAAUUAGGAAAGUUCGAAAGCGUUCGAACUUCUGGUGAAGGAGAAUAUUUUUUUCACCGAGCUGCGGUGAACGAAAUUAUGCGUCGAUCGCUGCGCGCGUUCGAGAAAUCCGACACGUAACCGAAUAUCAGAAGCGCACGUGACGCGUUUAAGUGAGCUCUGUUUCCGUCACGGAAACUGGAAACUAAUUCCUUGCGAGCGAGUGCGUCGUGCACAUGUAUACGUCGUCGUCGUCAUCGACGAUUCUGCUAUUAUACCUGUUCGUGUCGGCGAAUAAAAUUAUUUUGACAAACCGCUACGCGUCGAACAGCGACUUUUUCACACGCUUGUUACUACAUUCAAAGAUCUAUAUAUAAUAUAUGUAUACGUGUGCUUCUUUUUAUUAUGUGAAACUUACUCGUACUUACGAUGGGAAUUUAAUUAUAUACAUAUAUAUUUUUUAUGAAAAUCUCAAUCACCGUUUCCCCCCCUUCUUCUACUAGUUUCCGGUAGGAUUUCACUUUCGAUUCCUAGUUGGUUGGACAAGAUUAUCGAUUUAGAUCAAGAUCCACCGAGUAUUUUUCCCUGUAUCUCAUAUAUAUAUAUAUAUAUAUAUAUAUAUAUAUAUAUAUAUUUGCAUUGUAUAUUUGAAGUGUACGUAAUUCUUUGCAUCAGUCGAUUUUUCUUUCUUCACAAAGUGUUUUUCAGGAUUUUUGUUUCUUCGUGUCAUUGGAAUAAUCUUGCAUAUCGUUUAAGUAUUGUCUGUAUAAUUCGUACGAUUAUCUUAAGAUUACCGUCCUAAUGAUAAGAAACAAUUUGUGGAAACUACUCUACCCUCGAGUGUUCCAGUUUCCUGCUUAUAAUAAAUGGACCACUUUAUAGACUGUCUUAA
Molecule: messenger RNA, 4547 nt
Organism: Frieseomelitta varia
Lineage: Eukaryota; Metazoa; Arthropoda; Insecta; Hymenoptera; Apidae
Product: tumor protein D53 homolog
Exons: 6
Coding region: 422-1477 (351 amino acids)
Cellular component (GO): cytoplasm
Source: RefSeq, a predicted model, not a curated record